This is a messenger RNA of Spirometra erinaceieuropaei, 1196 nucleotides long. The record is from the annotation of a GenBank genome assembly. NCBI's taxonomy places the organism in Eukaryota, Metazoa, Platyhelminthes, Cestoda, Diphyllobothriidea, Diphyllobothriidae.
AUGGAGGCGACUCCCCCACUGAAUACCGAGAUCGGAGCCGUAGUGAGUACUCGCUUCAAUUUUGGGACCGUCAUUUUUGUGACCGUCGCGUUUGAUUCCGUCCAUCUUGAGUCCUUGUGGCUGAUAAUGGCGUUAGAUAGUGUGCCAGCAAAAAUAAUCGCCAUGGUCAAGGCCUAUUAUCGCACCACUACUGCGAGAGUCCUGGUCCGCAACAAUCUUUCCCAACCGUUCGGUAUUCGGUCUGGUGUUCGACAGGGUUGUAUCCUGUCGCCCAUUCUGUUCAUCUACGCUAUUGACUGGAUUCUCGGGAGAGCCCCACACAAGGGUGACGGUGUUGAGUUUGCACCCGGACACCGACUGACUGAUCUCGACUAUGCCGAUGAUAUCGCCUUACUUGCUACAAGUUUUGGUGAUCUGCAGUCUAUUGUGUCACGAGUGAACGAGGUCGCUAACUCGGUCGGUUUAUGCAUAAACGCUAGGAAGACUAAAGUGUUUUCAAGCUGCACCCCUGACCAAGAGAGGGCACAUAUCGGGAUUGAUGACUGUCAACUUGAAGAAGUAGACAGUUUUAAAUGCCUCUGGCCGAGGCCGCUGACGAAUGGGCAGAGUAAGGACGACAUUGUCUGCCGAAUCGAUGCUGCCCGCUGGGUUAUUCAAGCCUUCGGAAAUGCCUAUGGAUCCAAAGCGAAAUCUCCAUCACCACAUAGAUUUGCGUGUACCGUGCAUCUGUCCGGUCUGUCCUUCUUCACGGUUGUGAAAUUUAGGCGUUGCGCAUGAAGGAUGAGCGUAACCUGGAGGAAUUUGACCACCACUGCUUGAGGACCAUCCUUCGAGUGAAGUUCACCGACUUCGUCUCAAAUGAGACCGUCCACGCUCGCUGCGACAAUAUCGCAAGGAUAACUAAGGCCAUCCAAGAAAGACGACUGAGGUGGUUCGGGCAUGUUCUUCGUCGCCCAACUCAGGAGCUCAGUGUUACUGCCCUCGAUCUAGCACCGUUGCCCCAUUGGAGGCGUCGAAUAGGGGGUAAGCUCAAAAUCAGGCUCGAUACAGUUCGUCAAGACAUGGAGGUGGUUCUUGGACCUUCACCACUCGGCAUCCGUCGCUGGCGAAGAGGAUGGGUUGAGCUGUCCACAUCUGCUGCCGCGGAUCUCCACGCGUGGAGCGGCACAGUUCUGGACAUCAUCGAGGCCGGCUAG